AUGAGCAGCUUCCUCGGCAACCCAGGCAGGAAGAUUCUCAUCGACCGCCAGACCGACACGCUCGCUCGCACGCCGCUGAAGCUGCGCGUCGCCGUCGGCGAGCCCGCCGUCGCUCUCGAGGGCCAGCUGCUCGCCGACGCGAUCCGCGUGCGCAACGGAGAGCGCUACAUCUCGGGCGCCGAUGUGGCGAUGCUCAACGACGCCAAUCGCCCGCACAUCUAUCGGCGCGACGGCGUCGGCGAGAUCGCGCUCGGCGGCGGGCGCACUGCAGUCGCCUUUCAUCGCAUCCACGCACCGCAGCGCCUUCUGCCCAGCCUGAGAAUAGCACUGUCACAGGGCCGCAAGCUGCGUGAUGCGUGUCUGGCCGAGCCGGCCGUCAAGCAGGCCAUUGCGGAGAAGGAGAAGGUAGAGAAGGCCAAGAGGGAGAAAGCUGAGAAGAGGGUGCAGGCGGAGCAGAGGGAGGCCGAGAGGAAGAAGGCGAAGGGGGAGAAGGACCGGUGCGCAGCGAUGACGCCUCGACCGCCGCCGGACAGUGAGUCGUCGGCGAUGGUCACGCUGGCCGACGACUCGCGGACAGCCGGUGCAAAGACGGCCGACGAGUCCGAGACGGGAACUAGCGCCCGCCAGGAUCUGAGCGUCGAGCUGGCCGUAUGGAGCGGACAAGCGCCAGGCUCCUUCAUUGAGUCCACUGCCAGCCGAUCGCAGGCGUCGCGCGACAUGAUGCUGUGGGCGAAGAGCUACACGGAGCGCUUCGUCGCUCCGCUGAUUCAUCAGUACGCACCGGCUGUGGAGAAAGACCUAGCGUACUCAGCCGGGCGCGUACACGACCACCUGCAGGAGUUCCAUCCAGCUUCGGCACCGCUCGUUCAUCGUCUGUGGCACUGCCUCAGUCUGGUGAUCGGCCUCACGCCCGGACUGCAUGAGGAUGCGGCAAACGACGGCUUCUGCAUGCUUGUCAACUUCGACGACAGCGUGUACUUCCGCAUGCCGGCUCUCGAUGUGGCCAUAGACCUGCAACAGUUCGAUCUGCUGCUCUUCCGUGCUCAGGACUGGUACCACGCCACGGGCAUGUUCCCCGCGGCCGCGCGUGCGCCGUCGAGGCCAAGCCUCGAGCCGCUCGACGACGGCAAGGCGCCCCCCAUCGGCCGCUGGGCGAUGUCUCUCUACACGAGAAGAGCUUUCUUCGACACAUGGAAGAAGCAGGAGAUGCAGAUGGCAGCGGCAACGACGAGGAAGGCGGUCAAGAAGGCGGCCGCCGCCGUCGGCGCCGACGGCGAGGACGCCGCCGAGGACGAGGAGAUGGACGUCGACGUCGAGAAGCGCAUACAGAACACCAAAGCUGCGAAGAAGCGCCGGCUCAACAUCAAGAACAACGAGGAGCAGGACGAGGACAGCGAGCACGGCGACGAGCAGUAA
This is a messenger RNA of Tilletiopsis washingtonensis, 1416 nucleotides long. RefSeq lists its product as hypothetical. The transcript is spliced from 5 exons. The record is from RefSeq and is a predicted model, not a curated record. NCBI's taxonomy places the organism in Eukaryota, Fungi, Basidiomycota, Exobasidiomycetes, Entylomatales. The coding region runs from base 1 to 1416 and encodes 471 amino acids.